Messenger RNA from Cucurbita moschata (crookneck pumpkin), 4303 nucleotides. RefSeq names its product leucine-rich repeat receptor-like serine/threonine-protein kinase BAM1. The record is from RefSeq and is a predicted model, not a curated record. Gene Ontology annotation, biological process: protein phosphorylation. The coding region runs from base 1119 to 4118 and encodes 999 amino acids. NCBI's taxonomy places the organism in Eukaryota, Viridiplantae, Streptophyta, Magnoliopsida, Cucurbitales, Cucurbitaceae. The transcript has 2 exons. Gene Ontology annotation, molecular function: protein binding; ATP binding; protein kinase activity.
GUUAAACACCGAAAAAAAGGGAUCAUCGCAAUGGUUUUAAAUCAUCUUCCUUGUGACAUUCUUUUUCUUGGCUUAGAAGAAUAUAUUCUUUGUAGUCAGAACUUAAAGAGGCAUAGGAUUAGGAAGGAACAUCAUUUGGUAUAAUCGGAUUCUUGGUUAAAAAAGUUUAAUGUUUCUCUCUCUCUCUCUCUCUCGAGAUUCACCCCUUUCAAAGAGAAAUUAUUGAACAGAACCAACACAAUGAUGGUUAUGUCUGGGUAAGAUUAUGUCGGGAAGCAAAAACUUCAUCUGGGAGUGACAUUAUGGGCGAGGUUGAGUUGAGGCCUAGAAUGUACAGAGAGCAGGCAGUACUGUCCUGAAUUUCCUGGUUAGUUUUCAGGUUGGUAGGCCGAUUUGGAGGAGAGAAUAAAAGAAGAGACAAAACUAAACAUAUCAACAAUAUCAGAGUCAUUUACCAAAAGCUUGAGGACAACUGAGCUAUUUUUAUUAAUGGAAAGUGCAAAUCCUUCAGUUGAGCUAUCUCUCUCAUUCAAAGCAAUAAAGAGCAUCCUUUAAUUAAAGCUAAAGGGUAUUAUUGUCAUAUGAAUAAAGAAAGGAAACAAGGCAUCAAAUUUGCUUUUUUUUUCCUCCCCUUUCUCCUUCCCCACCUCCAUUUGAUCUUUUUAUUAUCCAACGGCCAUUUUUAAAUUUGCAUUUUUCUAGCUACUUGUCUUUCUACAAAACCAUCUCCUCUCUUUCCUUCUCUUCACCCUCUUUUCCUCCUAUCUUUGCUAAAAGAAACUUGGCAUAGAGGAAUUCAGAAAGCAAAGGAACCAUUUGUAGCAGAUUUUCAACAUUGCAUCUCUGUUGGAAAAGAAAGAAAAGCAAAGAAAAGAGGAGAAAGAAAAGGAUGGUCUUAAUUUUUCUUACUUGUAUUUGAAGACUCGUUUUCAGUGAAGAUGUUUGAUGCCUUAAGCCCAAACAUACUUGAGGAAGUUCAUCAUAUUAUUCCACUGUCUUGUCCUCCUCACUUCGCCGAAAAAUUCAUUAUUGCAAAGCUGCUUAAAACCCCUGCUGCUGCUGCUCUUUCCUUCCCGUGCUUCCAAACUCAAUUCCCUUGAAACAAUUUUGGGAAAAACAUGUUGUUUUUCCUUGUUUUUACUUUCUUCUCUCUUCUAGGCCCCUCUUCUUCCCAUAGUCUGGUCAGUGAUUUCCAUGUCUUGCUUGCUCUGAAACAAGGGUUUCAAUUCUCGGACUCUGCUGUGCUAAGCACAUGGACUGCGUCAAACUUUAGCUCCGUUUGUUCGUGGGUCGGGAUUCAGUGCUCUGACAAACGAGUUGUGUCGGUUGACUUGACAGAUUUGAGCCUUGGAGGCUCUGUUUCACCGUUUAUUUCUAGUCUUGACCAACUUUCUCAGUUGUCUGUGGCUGGAAAUAACUUCUCCGGUAGCAUUGAAGUAGUGAAUUUGAGUUACCUCCGAUUCCUUAACAUCUCAAACAACCAGUUUACUGGGACUCUGGACUGGAACUUUUCGAGUCUGCCAAACUUAGAAGUGUUCGAUGCUUAUAACAACAACUUCACUGCUGUGCUCCCCACUGAGAUUUUGAACUUACAGAACCUCAAGUACUUGGACCUUGGAGGUAACUUUUUCCAUGGAACAAUCCCCGAAAGCUAUGGCAAUUUCGAAGGAUUGCAAUAUCUUUCUCUUGCAGGAAAUGAUUUGGUCGGGAAAAUCCCAGGUGAGUUGGGAAAUCUUACAACUUUGAGAGAAAUUUACUUGGGUCAUUACAAUGUUUUCGAAGGUGGGAUUCCACCCGAGCUCGGGAAGUUGGAGAAUUUGGUUAUUAUGGAGAUUACAGACUGCGGUUUGGACGGUCAAAUUCCUCAUGAACUCGGAAAUUUGAAGGCCUUGAACACUCUAUAUUUGCAUACGAAUCUACUCUCAGGUUCAGUCCCGAAGCAGUUAGGCAACUUGACAAACUUGGUCUUUCUCGAUCUAUCCAACAAUGCACUCACAGGAGAAAUCCCAUCUGAGUUUGUUGAUCUCAAACAGCUCAAGCUUUUCAACCUCUUCAUGAACAAACUACACGGAUCUAUUCCAGAUUACGUAGCAGAUUUGCCGAACUUGGAGAGCUUGGCGCUGUGGAUGAACAACUUCACCGGCACAAUCCCAAAGAAUCUCGGCCAAAAUGGGAGGCUUCAGCUCCUUGAUUUGUCAACGAACAAGCUCACGGGCACAAUCCCUCAGGAUUUGUGUUCAUCGAACCAGCUGAAAAUAUUGAUUCUGAUGAACAACUUCCUGUUUGGGCCAAUCCCUGAUGGCUUGGGGACAUGUACCAGUCUAACAAAAGUGAGGUUGGGGCAGAACUAUCUGAACGGAAGCAUUCCUAAUGGCUUCAUUUACUUGCCUCAGCUAAAUCUAGCAGAGUUUCAGGACAAUUACCUUUCAGGUACACUUUCAGAGAAUUGGGAGAGUUCAUCAAAACCCAUCAAAUUAGGGCAACUUAAUCUCUCUAACAAUCUUCUCUCUGGAACUUUACCAUUCUCAUUUUCUAAUUUCUCUUCUCUGCAAAUUCUCCUCCUUGAUGGCAAUCAGUUUUAUGGUACAAUUCCUCCUUCCAUCGGGGAACUCAAUGAACUUCUGAAGCUCGAUCUUAGCAGAAACUCACUUUCGGGUGAAAUUCCACCUGAAAUUGGGAAUUGUAUCCAUCUCACUUACCUUGAUUUGAGCAAGAACAACCUCUCUGGCCCAAUUCCACCUGAAAUUUCCAAUGCACAUAUUCUCAAUUACCUCAACUUGUCGAGAAAUCACCUAAAUCAAUCCCUACCGAAAUCAAUAGGGGCCAUGAAGAGCCUCACGAUUGCAGAUUUUUCCUUCAAUGAUUUCUCCGGAAAGCUACCGGAAUCAGGACAACUUGCCUUCUUCAAUGCUUCGUCUUUCGCCGGAAAUCCUCAACUCUGCGGAUCUCUCCUCAACAAUCCCUGCAACUUCGCAACAACGGCAACAAAAUCGGGAAAAACUCCGGCGUAUUUCAAGCUAAUCUUCGCCCUUGGCCUACUGAUUUGCUCCCUAGUGUUUGCCAUAGCCGCAAUAGUCAAAGCAAGAUCGAUUAAAAGAAACGGCUCAAGUUCGUGGAAAAUGACCUCAUUCCAAAAGCUCGAUUUCACCGUCUACGACGUUUUAGAGUGCGUGAAAGAUGGAAACGUGAUCGGAAGAGGCGGCGCCGGCAUCGUCUACCACGGAAAAAUGCCGAAUGGAGUUGAAAUCGCAGUGAAGAAACUCCUAGGGUUCGGCCCCAACAGUCACGACCACGGAUUCCGAGCCGAAAUCCAAACCCUAGGCAACAUUCGACACCGGAACAUCGUCAGAUUAUUCGCUUUCUGCUCCAAUAAAGAGACAAAUCUCCUCGUAUACGAAUACAUGAGGAACGGAAGCUUAGGCGAAGCACUCCACGGAAAAAAAGCCUCAUUCCUCGGAUGGAAUUUGAGGUACAAAAUCGCCAUUCAAGCCGCUCAAGGUCUCUGCUAUCUCCACCACGAUUGUUCUCCACUAAUCGUCCACCGAGACGUGAAAUCGAACAACAUUCUCUUGAAUUCGAACUUCGAAGCUCACGUCGCCGAUUUCGGACUGGCGAAGUUCAUGUUCGACGGCGGUGCAUCGGAAUGCAUGUCGGUUAUCGCCGGAUCUUACGGCUACAUCGCUCCUGAAUAUGCAUACACGUUAAGAGUGGAUGAAAAAAGUGAUGUGUACAGUUUUGGAGUAGUGCUAUUAGAGCUUUUGACGGGACACCGCCCAGUUGGCGAUUUUGGAGACGGAGUAGUUGACAUAGUACAAUGGUGCAAAAGAACUCUAGAAAACGGGGAGAGCGAAAAUGACAUUCUUGACGUAGUCGACAAAAGGAUAGGAACAGUGCCCAAAGAGGAAGCAAAACACUUAUUCUUCGUAGCAAUGUUGUGCGUGCAAGAGAACAGCGUGGAGAGACCAACUAUGAGAGAAGUGAUUCAAAUGCUGGUUGAAUUUCCUCACCAAUCUCCAGAAUGUAACAAAUCUUCGAGUUCUUCUCCUUAUCAAAAUUUGAAAAAAAACGAAAAGAUAAAAGAAGACUCGUCAAAGUUCAAACCCGACCAUUGGGUUUAAGAGGAAAAGAAAGUUGUGGUUUUUUUUGGGGGUUGUUAGGGUUUUAAUAGUAUAUAGGUCAAUUUAGGGUUUAGUUUUACAUGUUUCUUUUAAAAUCUUUAGAAUAUUGGGUGUAAAAUGAGUUGUUUUAUAGGUAAAGGGAAUAUCAAUAUCAUGUUUAAUAAUAAAUAUCAUGUUUAACGGGC